UGAAUUUAUUUAGUCAGUGUUCCAAAAUCAAGCGUGGAUGCUGCGCGCGCCGUUUGCUCCGAACGCGCCAAUGGGAGCUCGUUACAUAAUUUAAAAAUCGAACACUUAUCAUUACGUUCGAUUAUUUAGUUCCGCUCCGUUCGUUCUGUGAUCAGUGUCGUGUUAUUUUUAAUUUUACAAUUUAUUUUUGAAUGCCAUCGUAACCUGAACCAUGGACAAGCCAACGUUGCACAUGCUGUCCGUCCAUGAGAAGGGCGGACAGACGAAGAAAGCUCCGCAGUACAUUGCCGCUGUUGCAGCGGCCAUCGGCGCGGUGAUCGCCGGCACCAUCCUCGCCUGGACCUCCCCAGCGCUGCCACAGCUUCAACCCCCCAACCCCAACAGCACCAAGCUCCCUAACACCACCAUCAUCAAUGGCGUCGUCUACCCCGUGGUUGUAUCAGAACUGCCGUACAUCUACAUCAACAGAACGACUAAUGAGACUGUGAUGGUUAACUCCUUAUUCCAGCCUGUGGAUUUGCUGUUGGAAACGGCUCAGAGUUCCCUUGUAUCUUCCAUCCUGGCCAUCGGCGCUGCUAUCGCUGCGUUACCAGUAGGCGUGUUGGCUGAGAAGGUCGGGCGUCGGCCCACCAUCCUCAUUCUAUCUGUGCCAUUCUUACUGAACUGGUUGCUGACUAUUUUCGCUAAUGGUGCUGGAAUGCUGAUCGCUGCUAGGUUCUUCGCUGGACUUGCUACUGGUGGCAUUUGCGUGGCCGCGCCCAUGUACAUCGGUGAGAUCGCCGAGACAUCCAUCAGAGGCGCUCUUGGCGCCUUCUUCCAGCUCUUCUUGACUGUUGGCAUACUGUUCACCUUCGUCGUCGGCGGCUGGACGCAUUGGAGAACUCUGUCCAUCAUCUCUGCUGUGCUGCCUCCUUUACUUGUGGCUGUGUUUUGGUGGAUGCCAGAAACUCCUCAAUACCUGUUGAAGAAGAACAGGCGACGCGAUGCGGAGCGGGCGCUGCAGUGGCUACGAGGACCCAACGCCGAUCUGACUGUCGAGCUUGAGGAUAUGCAGAAAGACGUAGACCAAGCCUCCCGCCAACGCGCCGGCAUGCUGACCAUGGUGACCAACCGCACGUCGCGCAUGGCGCUCAUCUGCUCGCUCGGCCUCAUGUUCUUCCAGCAGUUCAGCGGCAUCAACGCCGUCAUCUUCUACACCAACCAGAUCUUCACCGCCGCCGGCUCCGACAUCGACCCCGUCAUCGCGACCAUCAUCGUUGGCGUCGUCCAAACUUUAGCCACUUACGUCAGCUCUUUGCUUGUUGAGAAGGCUGGUAGAAGGAUUUUACUCCUCCAAAGCUGCGUUAUCAUGGGACUUUGCUUGAUUAUUUUAGGUGUCUUCUUCAAGUUACAGCAGGAUAAAUAUGAUGUGACUGCUUUUGGAUGGAUCCCGCUGCUCUGUCUCGUUCUUUUUAUUGUUUCUUUCUCGUUAGGCUUCGGUCCGAUUCCUUGGAUGAUGAUGGCGGAAUUGUUUGCUGUGGAAUUCCGAGGCACCGCUUCUGGUAUUGCCGUCAUUUUCAACUGGUGUUUAGUGUUUAUUGUGACUCUCUGCUUCCCGAUUAUGAUGGAGAUCAUCGGCAUCUACAGUUGCUUCUGGUUCUUUGCAGCUUUCAUGGUGAUUUGUGUGUUCUUCGUUUUCUUCUUAAUUCCGGAGACUAAAGGGAAGACUGUGUCGCAGAUUCAAGCUAUUUUGGGCGGUAGGAAAUAAUUUUUAUAUAUUGUUGGCAGUAUUUAUAGACAUUUCGUGGUUUGAGGAAAAAAAGGUCGCAAAAUGCGUGGAAAGAUUUGGAAUUACUUAUUAAAUUAAAAUCAGUCAUUGAACAAUUUACUCUUAAUUUCGGAGUUUAUUUAUAUUAAUAAAAAAUGUGUUAGUUACAAAAUAUUUUAAGUAUGUAAUGGUCCUGCUGGUGAGAAAUAUAGAUUGGAAUUAAUUUAUUUAAAUUAGAUUUUAGAUACCAGACCGUUUGUAAAUUGAAUCAAAUCUGUGUACGUUAUACUCAUGAUUAUGAUUAUGUAGUUAUAGAUCACAUUUUCAAGUAGGUUACUAUGACAGCAAAACCAAAAAUGAAACAUUUCGAAAUGUGAACUUAUUGUUAGAUGAGUUGUUUUAAAAUGUUUAUGUAAGUAAGUAUAAGGGCAUACGAUCAAAAGAAGAUUAUUUAUAGUCAUACCAGGUAGUGUAUGAAUUUUCAUCAACCGCAAACUGGGAUUACUUUGAUUCGUGGGGUAACAUUGAUCAUUUAUUUUUAAACUAUAAGGAAUUCGUUUCUGAAUGCUUUCAUUAUCUAUAUCUGUUAAGUAUGCCAAACACAUCAUAAAAUAUAACAUUUAAAACUUUCGCGGUUUGAACACAUAUUAAAUCACAUUUAGAAACGGGUCUAUCGCGAAUUUAUUUUGUUACCUUUAUUUACCGACGUUUCGACACAGGUUUCACUGGUCGUGGUCGCGGCUAACUGACGUCCCAGCAAAAUGUCAAAACAAAGAUUUGUGUGACUACCCCACGAAAAUAAAUUCGCGAUAGACCCGUUUCUAAAUGUGACUUAAUACACAUCAUAAAAUGUUUAAGUUCGCGUUCAAAAAUCAACUCCCUAUUCCUCAAAAAUCGAUGAUCAAUGUUACCCCGCGAAUCAAAGUAACCCCAUUUUACGGUAUCUCUUCACUAAUCGUUAUACUACCAAUCACUAUUGGUAAAGCAGACUGCUAUAGAAUAUUAAAGGAAAUAUAAAAAGAUGCACUGCUUCGAUCGAGAUUCGAAGCCGCGACUUUUAGACCACCGACACAAAAUCCCCGCCCGCUGCGGAUCGAUUUAAAAAAAGAAAAAAAAUUAGUGCAGAUCCUAGUUGUUUGUAUUUAUUUACUUGUAACGCCACUAGCAUUUAUAUCAAAACCCUAUUUCACAGUCAAGUUUAUUAUCUCAUACUGGUAAUUCAGAAUUAAUUACUGAAUCGACAAGCAACUCUAGAUGAAAUAGAUAUUAACACUGAGUGGAUACAUACCUAUUCAACAAAACUUUACCAACAUCAAAAAAGGGUGAUGUGUCCUUAAGCCUCUUGAACGUGAGCUGCCGCUCCGUUGGGCGUUUGGAAAACAGUAGCCACUGAAACACAUAUUUAUUAUUUGGACACUUGCUGUCUCUAUUUAUUUGAUUCCUACUUAUAGGAGUCGUAAUUUUAUGUGGCAAAUAUGGCUGCUAUUUUAAGUGGCAAAUAACAUUUACCUAGGUGAAAUAGGGGCCAAACCAUCUUUUAGUAUAUACGAGUAUUUAGACGUGUUGUGAUACUCAGUUUACGGAUGAAUGAGGGUAGUUUAGAAGACUGGAAGAUUGGAUUUUAUAUUGUUGAGCAAUUGCAUGUGGUUAGGCUUAGGUUAGGUUACAGCACAAUGAACAACGUCUAAAGGUUAUAUUCGGAUUCAGACUGCACCAGCGUUAGUGCUGUAGUGUUGCGCAGCUUUGCACUACUGCAGGAUAUGUUAAAAGUUAAAAUCAAUGUGAUGCUUGGAAUAUAAGAAUAUUGACACUUCCUGUAGCGAUGCUGCACACCAAAACUGUAGCAGCGUUAAACCGGUACAGUUGAAAUUCGAAUGAAACCUUUACAUUUUACGUAUAAAACAAGAUCAAUUUUAUUAUAUGACCCAAUGUACUUAUUUUAGUUAUUUAUGAUGUGCCAAAUGUGUUGAGCUUUGUUUUAUUUAAGUGUGUGUAUAAUGUGUAAAAUAAUAUUGUAAUUAGAUUGAUGUUAAUUUUGUUAAUAAUACGUAAUAAAUUGCAAUUUUAUAUUAAAA
This is a messenger RNA of Cydia strobilella, 3822 nucleotides long. RefSeq names its product facilitated trehalose transporter Tret1-like. Gene Ontology annotation, cellular component: membrane. The transcript is spliced from 7 exons. The coding region runs from base 212 to 1747 and encodes 511 amino acids. Gene Ontology annotation, molecular function: sugar transmembrane transporter activity. The record is from RefSeq and is a predicted model, not a curated record. Gene Ontology annotation, biological process: transmembrane transport; carbohydrate transport. NCBI's taxonomy places the organism in Eukaryota, Metazoa, Arthropoda, Insecta, Lepidoptera, Tortricidae.